This is a messenger RNA of Melampsora larici-populina 98AG31, 594 nucleotides long. RefSeq lists its product as uncharacterized. The record is from RefSeq and is a predicted model, not a curated record. Bases 1 to 594 code for a protein of 197 amino acids. NCBI's taxonomy places the organism in Eukaryota, Fungi, Basidiomycota, Pucciniomycetes, Pucciniales, Melampsoraceae. The transcript has 4 exons.
AUGGCUUUCUCAAAGUUUCGCAAUACACUCUUCACUAUCUUUAUCAUCAAGGCUUUUGUGAUGAUUAAAGUGCACCCAUCAGACAUUGAAACAACAUACCCCCUGACCCACUCUUUGCUACCUCGAGAUCUUCCUCCUUGCGAGCAGAGGUGGCCCCCUCAACCGUAUCCUACUGACAAAGAACGACAACACGCUCUGAACAUAGUCAAAGCUCAAAAGAAGGACUUUGGCUGGCGUCCGGAUCUUUGCAUCGACAAGCUGUGGAACUGCGUCUAUGUCCAGCCGAGUAUAAGCGAUCCUAUAGGUGGGUUUUCUCAGUCCGCAAGUUAUCCGAUUGACGAUAAUACCGCACGCGUCGAGAUUUACCAAUACUGGCAGUCUACAAUUUGGAAGGGUGAUGGUGGUACUGUCCUCUCAUACAUGGCACACGGUGUUGAUUACUCUUGCGUGACAGGAACCAUGGGAGUAACAUGGUUAGGCAACAAAUCAACCCUUGUUCACGACCCCAAAAAUGUCAAUAGUGAUGGGUACACCUGCGAUUGUCACUAUCCCCUCGAUGACGAUAAAAUUGUCUGGAUUGAAAAGAAGAAAUAG